Messenger RNA from Frankliniella occidentalis (western flower thrips), 2868 nucleotides. Its product is annotated as juvenile hormone esterase-like. The record is from RefSeq and is a predicted model, not a curated record. The transcript has 10 exons. NCBI's taxonomy places the organism in Eukaryota, Metazoa, Arthropoda, Insecta, Thysanoptera, Thripidae. Bases 1 to 1353 code for a protein of 450 amino acids.
AUGGCGCUCAAGCUAGGAAACGACGGAACAGGAUCAACAGACCUGCUGCCAGUUCAAUUCUACAUCCACGGCGGGGGUUUUGUUGUUUUCACUAAUCAGUACAGUGGUGGCGAUUUCUUCGUCCACAAUGAUGUUAUCCAUGUGGGAUUCGAGUAUCGCCUUGGGGUUUUUGGAUUUCUUAAUCUUCAGAAUGAAAUAGCUCCAGGAAACGCAGGACUCAAGGACCAAUUGGCUGCCUUACAGUGGGUUAACAGAAAUAUACAACGUUUCGGUGGCGACCCAGAAAAAGUUACUAUUGUUGGCGAAUCAGCUGGAUCUAUGAGUGUUCACUGGCUUACACUUUUACCUCAGACGGAAGGUCUGUUUCGUGCCGCAAUAAUGAAGAGUGGAGCUGCUUAUGACGUUUACACGGAUAAGCCUAAGUAUUUCGGAGAGCAACUAAUCAAGAAUCUCUCUAAAAUAACUCCUGGCAAGAGUGUUGAAGAUCUUUUGCUAAAAAGCACUCCAGACCAGUUGAUAGCCGCGAGCCCUCCAUUCGUUGAAGAGGGGCCAUUCAGACCUACUUUCAUCUCCGUCGAGAAGCGGCUGGUGGGAACUGGGCUGCAUCUCGUCACCCAAGACCCCGAAAGCCUUGUACUUCAGCGAGUGCGUUCCGCAGUUCCCAUGAUGAUUGGGGUCACCUCCUGUGAAAUGGCGCAAUCAGCUGAUGCCCAGUACCCAUAUAUCAUGCCGAACGACCCAAGUUUUCUCAUGCUAGUUCCUGGAGCAGUUAUCCCAAGCAAAGAUACUCAACGGGUCUUGAACAUUAGUGCUGAGGCUCUAGGAUACAACUACGAGGACGUCCAAAGCGCAAUUCGUAAUCAGUUUUUUAAAAACUUUUCGGCGGAUUGCGAUGAGCGCUGCAGGUUCAAACAGUAUAUUGUUCAACAGGGCAUAAAAUUGAGCGCCAUAAGAGCUCUACGACAUCAAGCUGCGUUUUCAUCAGCUCCAGUGUACGCAUACCAGUACAGCUAUCCUGCAAGCCCCAACGACGAAUGUGCAUACCAUGGUGCUGACGAUUUUAAAGUAUGGCCUAUUUUUGCAAAUACCUCGUACAAUGGAACGUCUCCUGACUCUUUGCUGCUACGCCGGCUAGUGAAAUUUAUUUCCAAUUUCAUCAAAUACAUGGAUCCCGUUCCUGACAUGACGGACGCCGACAUUAAAUUGCGGUGGCCUUCUAUGAAAGCUGCGUCUCCAGAUGUCUACUUGAAUAUAGGAAAAGAGCUUUCUCUACCAGGAACUGAUUUACUCGGAUCGGAUGGUCCAUUUUGGACUAAUUUAUUUAAAAAGUACAGGGACGGAAAAAGCUUUUAAAUAUUAAGUUACUCUUUGUCCUCCACAUUUCUGAACAAAACAAAAACAGGCUAGGCCCGCCCUUCCGCCUAACAGAGUUGCAUACUUCACUUCGCUCCGCAGGCAACUCUGUUCGGCAGGGGCUGAUCCUGGCUCGGCCUACCCGGGGCGUUUUGUCGGGCCUGCGGCUCGACCUAUAAGUCACUUUGCAUAUCUGGGUAAACUAAGGCUUCCGUGAUGUCCUGCGGCCCUGAAGAUUUGCUCCUUGGUCACGAGAAAGGAUUGUGACGGGGCAACACCGUGACUGCACCCCACCCUUCUUCUUUGCUAAAGAAUAAAUAAGUAAGAAACUGAACUAGCGCAGUUUUGUAGCUUGUUUUAUUUGUCGAACAGCCUUUAAACUCCAAUUUUCGCUAUUGUUUUUAAUAUAUUACUCUAAGGGCUAAGUUAAGGUCAUUUCCGUCGUGAUUCCACUAUUCUAGGUUCAUGGAGUGGCAUUUUGGGCCAUAAGAUGACAAAAUCGGUAAAACCCGAACACUGAUUCGGAUUCAGCGGACAUUUUUCAGUACCCGGGCAAAGCAUGUUAUUGUUAAGAUGAAAGGACGACACUCAGGGGCCGUCUGAGUAAAGAUUGGUCGUUUUAGCCAAAUUUAGGAAAUAUAUCCUAAACCCUUGAAAAGUCAGGGGGGGGGGGCUUCAAAUAUUUUUGAUCGGAUAAUUUUUACUAUUUUUUCGAGCAGCUGAAACUUGACAUUUCGAAAAAAAAAGAAGCUAAAACUCAUAGUUUUGAUUUCUUUUCGGGAUGAAGAAGGUGACCGAUUCCAGAUAUCCUAGUUCAUGCCAUACCUACGUUCAUACGGAGUCUAAAAAUACUUUGUGGGACUGUGUGAGACGGUGGGUUGCCAGAUUGGGCUACAAGUCGCCAAUUGGGCUCCUCGACGGCUCCGUUCGCGACAAAUUUUGUCGGUCAGGCGAUAUGUCGCCAAUUGGGCUCCUUCGGCCUCCAAGCCGGCGAUUUUUGGGCUCCGCUACAAAAUCCCCGCUAAACUGCACAAAUAAUGUUGCCAAUUGGGCUCCUUCGGCCUCCGAGCCAGCGUUUUUGGGCUCCGCCAUAAAAUCACCGCACAAAUAACGAAGCUCGACUUGAAUUUUGCGCGCCAACCGCCCUCUGCCUUCCCCCACUACUCGCCGUUCUGUCACUGCCUUUGCUACACGACGCUCUCGAAUUUUGGGCGACUUUUGGGCUCCUCCGCGUCUCGCGACUUUUGGGCGACACGAGCGCGCUCUAGCGGCGACUCGACCCACCACCAGUCUGGCAACCCUUGAGACCAACGACUCGACUUUAAAGUUGUACACCAAGACAAGAGGUAAUUGUUUACUUGAGUGACUCCUCGCCCUGGAGUCACCCAAGUAUACCAUCCAAAAGGUAUUUUUCAGUAGAAUCCUGAACAGUAUUUAUAUAUUGGCGCUCGAGUCUGGUUUUCCUCAAAAUUAAAUAAAUAUGCGUCGCCGCUAACCUUCAGAUGCACUUUGAAG